ACAGUCCAAUUACUUUCGGACUGCUUUUGCACAGCGGAUUGUAGGAUCGUGAUAAUACCUCCAUCUUGUAGGACCUGUUAGUACUUCGUUCCGCGAGGUCGCCCGAUCGUGGACCGUUCUUCGUUCGGAUUUCGGAAUGUCAGUGGCAUAGACAUUGAAUCAUUUCACCGUGCCGUUUGUUUUUUAGUGUGCUAAUUUCUAGUAUUCGUUUCAUAUUCAUAUCUCGCUGUUUUUCUAAGUUCGCGCAAGUGUCAUACUGUCAAGUGAUAAGGAUGUAGUGUUUCUUUUCAUUGAUACGGUCAUGCGAGAGACCAGCAGCUGAUAGCAGUUUCCUGUGUUACGAUACUUCUUUCAACUCGCGUUUCGUUGUGUUAAUCAGUAUGCCUCUGUUUGGGAGGAGAGAUCCUUCCAAAAGGAAAAAGGACGGAAAGGACGAGAAAACUGACAAGAUGCCGUCAGUCGAGGACAAAUAUAUUCUCAAGGAGUUGCUCGGAACGGGAGCAUUUUCGGAAGUGCGCUUGGCGGAAAGCAAGGACAAGCCAGGCCAGAUGUACGCUGUUAAAAUAAUCGACAAAAAAGCUCUUAAAGGGAAAGAAGACUCCUUAGAAAAUGAAAUAAAAGUUCUUAGAAGGUUCAGUCAUUGUGUGAACAACGCUGCUGACCCGUCUGCGACACCUGAACAGACGCCUUGGUUAACGCAUCCAAACAUCGUGCAGCUGUUGGAAACCUUUGAAGACAAACACAAAGUAUAUCUAAUUAUGGAAUUAGUAACGGGAGGUGAGCUCUUCGAUCGGAUAGUGGAAAAAGGGAGCUAUACGGAAAAAGACGCCUCAGACCUCAUACGACAGGUUUUGGAAGCGGUCGAUUAUAUGCACGAACAAGGCGUUGUACAUAGAGAUCUCAAGCCUGAAAACUUAUUGUAUUAUAGUCCAGCUGAAGAUAGUAAAAUUAUGAUUAGUGAUUUUGGCUUAUCUAAAAUGGAGGAUUCUGGAAUUAUGGCCACAGCCUGUGGUACCCCUGGAUAUGUUGCACCGGAAGUGUUAGCUCAAAAACCUUAUGGCAAAGCUGUAGAUGUAUGGAGCAUUGGUGUUAUUUCCUAUAUUUUACUGUGUGGCUACCCCCCUUUUUAUGAUGAAAACGAUGCCAAUUUGUUCGCUCAAAUUUUGAAGGGAGAAUUUGAGUUUGACUCUCCAUAUUGGGAUGAAAUAAGCGAUUCUGCUAAAGAUUUCAUUCGGAAUUUAAUGUGUGUAGAUGUAGAAAAGCGAUACACUUGCAAGCAAGCCCUCGGGCAUCCAUGGAUCUGCGGUAAUGCUGCUAGUAACAAGAAUAUUCAUGGAACUGUAUCAGAACAACUUAAGAAAAAUUUUGCUAAAUCUCGUUGGAAGCAAAUAAUGAAUGCAGUUACGAUAGUGCACAAAAUGCAGAGAUUAGCUCUGGUUAGUUGUGGGCCAGCGGACAGCGCUCACUUAUGUCCCCCAAUAGAAGAAGAAGUAGAGGCCAAAGAAGAUAAAGAUAGAUCUCGAAAAGAUGAGCUCUUAUUAGAGAAGCCGCUUGAAAGUGUCCAAGGAGCAAGCCUAUCAUGCUGCAGCAGUUAUCCGUCAAAUGCAGCGGAUGGCGCUGAGCGGCACACAAACUGCAGCCGGCUCCAAUAACCCGUCUCCUCUUGCUGACUUCAACGGCUCUCAGCCAAAUGCCUAAAAUUAGGCUCCUGCUGUGAUCAUUGUCAAAUUUUACCUUGGAAAUGCUUCUAUUGGAAUCUUUUUAAAUUAUUUUAUACUCUUAUCUCAAAAAUUUACUUCAUUGGGGAAAACUCAAAGCUACACAUACUCAAAUCAUUGCUGCAAACAUUUAAUUUGAACAACACUCACUGAAAGUACAGAAGUUUGGGAAUGAUAUUCAGAGAUGAAGAGUAAUCGGCAGGAUGUGAUACAGUGACCUAGCUUUAUAUUGAAACUGCAUGAUUAUUAUAUUAGUGAACAAUAAUGAAAUAAUAACAAUUUCAGGCUACAAUUUUGGCUUUGUUGGAUUAGAUACUCAACUCUACGCAUUGAUAUUAUCUUUAAUGUUAUUUUUUAUUAUUCUGGUCCUUCUUUAUUAUCCUCUCCCGUUUCUAAUGGAGAAGAAGGAUACAUUUGAAUCACUCACCUCCUUUUUCCCUUCAUCAUCUAUGAACAAUAUCUCAACAGGAAUUUUACGAGCUCUUUAGAAUCAUGUAUUUAUACAUAGGUAAUGGGCAAUAUCUAGGACGCAAGUAUCGCCAAAAAGCCCAAAGAGCGCUUAAGAUAACCAGGCAAAGUGCAGGAUCAAGAGGUAAUUUCAACUACGCCCAAAGACUCUCGGACAACUGCGUUCAGUGCAGUUUAUUGGUAAGAAAAUGUACGAAUACCUACCCAUGCCCAAACUUACACUGUCUGUGCCUGCUCAUUGAGGUCCAAGUGGUAUUUCGUCACAUAAUUCCCAAACUGGUUGGGUAACUUCGACAAUGCCCGUCCAGGCACAGUCAGUCUAUGCCCGAGUCCUAGAUGUUGCCUGUAACAUGUGUAUAUAUUACACUAUAAUAGUAUAUUAUUAUGGCUUUUAACAAUAACAAAUAUCUUAAGAUUUGGUACUGGAUUCAUUAAGAUCGGAAAUGACGAAUUUUAGCAGUAAUAAGAAUGAGUUAAAAAUGUCAGGGCCUCCUCACAACGCUUGAUAAUUUUCGAGGGUUUAGCAGCCCAGACAGUUGCCUGGAUUGCCUAGCCCUUGCAGCAAGCCUGUUGCAAUGGAAAAUUAGUCUUCAAUUACAAAUGUAUGAUUAGUGCCCAUUUACUCCCACUGAAUGUGGUACCCUUCUCAAACGUUGUAUGAAAACAGUAUGAGAAUCUUCUCAAACGACCACCAAGUUUCCUCUGAUAAUUGAAGGAGGCAAACAUUUGGCAUUGACUUAUCAAGAAAGGCAAACUCUUCAUUUCAUUUUUCUAAAUCCCUCGGAAUAUCUUGAUUUUCCUCAGUCGUGAAAUGAGAAAGUGAUACAUACUUUUGAGUCUCUCCCCAUAAAAAGAUUUUUUAACUUCUAAUAGACUUUUUAAGUGCUUACUUCAUAACCAAGCGCUAUGGUUCUAAACAAUUUCUUCUAUCCUAUACGCACUUUUGAACCACCCAUUAGAGCAAGAAGCUCUGAAAUUUGGACGGUUUUUUCUUGUUUUUUCGACUUUAAGGUAAUGAACCAGAAUAAGAGUGACAAAAAUGGCUUCAGAACCAUUUUAAAGCUAAGACGAGUCCAAGACACUUUCUUUAAAUCUUCGUUUCCUCAUUUUACUUUCUCAGUGAAAAUCUCUAAAAAAUACCGAUUUAUCAACUCAUUUUUCCACAAUAAUGUCACACUGUUCUCCUAUAGGAUUUCCUAAACAACAGAAAUUGUGGAAAGACACGGGAACAUCCUGAGAGAUUCAGUGAAGCUUGUUGAAGAGUCAUGAGUGAUUUGAAUGCAAGGCACUUUGAAAGCAGAAGCGUUCUUUGAUUGUUUGCUUUCGAAAGAACCUUGCAAUUUUUAAGAAAUUAUUUUCAGAUUUUACACCCCUUCAAUACUGAAAAUAGAUAAUCUUGGAUACCUUGAUUCAAGAGCAAAUUUCAGAAUAUCCAAAAAAUAACAAUAGACCCUUACAUACAGGUGAGUCUAUGUACACGCUUACAAUGUUUAUCGAAUCUAAAUUAGAUAAUCUACAUAAGGGGACUCCUUUGUGGCACUAAACAUAACAUUCUGGUGUUAGUAAAUUGACUCAUGUAAAAAUUAAGCUUAAACUUUAAAUAGCACAGAAGCAAGAGCAAAAAUUCAUGAAAAUCAUUGAAGGAGAUCAUAAAACGACGACAGAAAACAAGUAAAAACAGGUAUAAUUAGUAUUUUCACUAGAAAAUUAAUAUGAGAAAACCAGAAUUUAAAGAUACUAUCUUGGACUUAUCUCAUGCUUAAAACGUUUCUGAAGCCAUUUUUGUUCCUCUUUUUCUGGUUCAUGGCUGUUUUAAUGCCGCAGAAAUCGCCAAAUUUCGGGACUUAGCGCUCCCAUAAGCAGACUAUAAGUGCGUAAAGGAUAGAAACAGUUGUUUGGAGUCUAGCUCUUGUCGGAGCAGCUAGUGCUGAUCAAGAUGUAACAUUAAACAAGUCUAUUACGUUAGUCAGUUUUGUUGUUCAAAGACUAUGCAAAUACUACAUAUGCAUGACCUACACAACUGUGACAUGUUUCUAAGUUCUAAAGUUUUAAAUAUUAACUUAACAUUUUUGAGAGUACCUACUUACAUUGUUUAUUGUUUUUUGUUGAUAUAAUAUGUACCUAUCCUCAUGAGAAUUAUAAAUAUUUUAAAGAUAUUUUAUUAUUAACAGGUUUAAACAAUCUAGUACAGUUUUGAACAUUCCUUCACCUAGCAUCGUUUUAAAUGGCUUAUAAAGCUUACUCCAAGAAAAAAAAAAUAUUCCUCUGCUAGUCUUUUUCAAAAUGUAUCAGCAAGAUUAUAAGAAAACUAUUUUGUUUCAGAAUAAAUCAACGAAUGUAACUUUGUUCUAAACAAUCAUUGUGUUUAUUUUCUCAUUUUUCAUGAAAUGCUGUUUUUUCUUCCAUAAUUUUUAUGUUUUCAUCUCUUGUUGUUUCCAACUAAAAUAGUCUAUGGCUCAAGAGGUAACCUAAAUAUUAAAAAAAGUGAUCUAAACAAUUACAUCCUCAUUUUGAACAUUCCAUCUACACUCUGAAAACACAAUUUCUCAUGUUCUCUUUUUUUAAUAAGUAGUCUCUUUUUAGAAUUAUAUGAUCUACUUUCCCCGAAAUUUGGGAAAAUAAUUUUUUUAAAAGAUAACUUGUGGAAAUCUAUCUUUGUUUUUGAACAUUCCAUAUAGUUUUAAGAAAGGUACCUACAUAAUUUAUUUUGCAACUUGCAUUUAUUGUAAAUAAUUUGCUUUGUUAUUGUAAAUUUUGCGGUUGAAACUUUUAAAUAUUUUACAUUUGUCACAUAGACUCGCGCAACCUUUCAUUCCGAGUGAUCAUUUGUACCUACCAUCUUUCAUGCCUGUUUCCUGUAUGUUUUCCUUAAAAAUAAGUAAUUUCAAAGCAAUCUAUCUUGGUCAGUUAGUUCACUCAAUAUUUUCAAUUUUAUCUUGUGUCCUCUUCAGUUCGAUUUUAUAAUGAUUGAGUUAUUUUGUCCCACCCAUGUGCAAUUGUCAAUCAUCAAGACUGUCAUUCUUUGAGAUCAUUAAGAUGUUUUGCAACUAAACUUAAAAUUCUGGAAUUGAUAACAAUUUCAAAAUCCUUUCAUUUAUGAAAAUAAUAGGUCCCAUAAUUGAGUUCCCGGGUAACUGGAAAUUUUGUCAUUAGUAUAAAUAGCAAUAAGGAUAAACUGCAAAAUGAGAUCAUUGACUAGUUGCAUCACAGUUGCUUUUUUGGAUGUCAAUUUCAGAUGAGUAAUUCGAUGUCGUGCAACUGCUGAUAGUCAAUAGUAAAUUUAAAUUUAUGGCAAAAAUCACAUGGCCUUUAGAUCAAUAAUAUCACUAUGUUCUCUGUUUCAGUCUAGUCUUCAGGAUGAGUUUUAAUACUCAGCCUGCGAGUGCAUCUAAUUUUUUUCUUUUAAUUAAGCCGGUAUGAGUUGAUAGAUAACCCUAGUUUUUGAAUUUUUAAACCGAACUCAACCCAGAGAUUUCAGUGAUUACUUCUACUUAGUUGGCAACAUUUGCCAAAGCUAUUUACUCUUUUUGCUCCCAUUUAGCUUAUUGGUCAGGCACCUACUUUAAAAUGAUGAAAGAUGCUUUAAUCUAGAAAACUACAGAUAAUGAUAGUCGAAGAUGUUAUCGCUGGCAAAGUGACUUACAUAUAUUUAUUUUGGCACUCUCAUUUCUGCUUUUCACUACAGUUUAUCUUAAAUGGACUGCAUACGGCAAAAAGAACCAUUUUUUUCGUUACUUAUCUCAUAAAUAACAUAUCCACCAUACUGAAUCCGUUUACAUGCAGGUGCUUCUAUGAAUAUGUUUAAGUACUUGGUUCCUUUUCGAGAACUACCAUCAAUGUGAAUUUGGAACCGGUUUUGGUAUGUUUUAGGAAGGUUACACUGGAUCAAAUUGCAAUUUUUUCCCCCCAUCUUUUAUCAGUGUAAGAUUACCCGAACUUCAUAGUCGUCGGGUAUCUGCACUCAAUGAUUCUGAGCAUGUUCCUCAGAAGUGGCUCUCAAAAAAUGUUUCCCUAAUCUUCCUUUGUUUUGAUCUUCAGAAAAAAUUAUCAGGAGCUCUUUUGUCUGAUUCUCUUACUUGAAACUUUAAUUUUCAGAGUCAAGAUUCAAUACAACUUAUUUCAUCAUGUCGACUUGAAAAUUACUUUUCUGACCUUGAUCCGUUUUUUAUUUUUCACCCUAUUUUUUUCUCCUUAUCUUCCCGUGUGGGAUUGAAUUUUAGACAUACGUCUUGAAGAAUAAUUUGCACUCUAUUAAAAUUUAAUAGGUACUUACUAAAUAGCCAGACCAGUGUUGGUUGAAAAACUUUUUUAGUGUCAACUUAUCUUAUAAUGUGAGGCUCUAAGAGAAUAUAACUCUCCCUCCUUGCUUGAUUGAAUUCAGAGUUGUAAUGGAUCCUUAUCUAAAAGACAUUGUUUUUAUUGAAACUUUCAACCUGCUAAAGGUAAAAACUGAGGCGCUGCGACUUGAAGUCAACUAAUUUUUUAGGCAAGAAAGUCAGCUAAAGUGGUUAUUUUUGGAAGCACUCUGCUUUCAAUUACUGUGAUCAUUGAUUGGAAUGGACCGCUCAAAAAAUUUUGUAGCACCAUUUGACCAAUCAAAAUUUAUUUAAAGGCACAGAUCGCUGUUGUUUCUUACAUUUACUCAUCAUUUCUUACUCUGAAAUAUUUCUUGAAAAUCCUCCAACUGACAAAUAAGUGAAAAAUGUGCUUUUUUAAAUUCAAAUGUUCAAAUAACUGCUGUAAAAAGAGUUGCAAAAGUAGCUCUGUGAAAUGUCGUUUUUAUUUCAACCCUCGAACUAAUGUAUGCAAAAUUAAACCUGAAUGGCAUGAAUAAUUAAUUUUUGUGUCAUCCAAACGUGACCAUUUGUACUUGCGAUUACAAAUGGCACCUGUUUAAUGGCUUAUUUAUUUGUCUAGACAGAUUUAAUUAAGCUUUUCAGAUGUAACUUGUCUUUUUCUUUCUACAAACAUGAGUUUCUUUCUCUAUAACAUUAAAAUUCAAAGAAAGACUGAGAGUGCUUCAGAUUUAUUGCAGUGAGUCAAGUCAUCGUACAUUUAUCUUCAUAACUUGGAAAUGUGUGCCGCAAGAUCAUGGGCAACAAUUUACUCACAAAUGCAUCAUCUCACAAAUUUUCCCUUAAUACUCACUCAUAUUUUUUCAAGUUAUUGAGCAGUAACUGAAAUUGUUAAGUUUAUUGUUUUAAUUAUGAAUUACUUAUUUUUUAUCAUUUUUUGAGCAUUGAUGUACCCUUUCUUCAUAUCUCUUUGUUUCUGUUUGGUGUUUCCAAUAAAAGAUUCAAUUUUUUCCUCUUGAA
Molecule: messenger RNA, 7501 nt
Organism: Bemisia tabaci
Lineage: Eukaryota; Metazoa; Arthropoda; Insecta; Hemiptera; Aleyrodidae
Product: calcium/calmodulin-dependent protein kinase type 1
Biological process (GO): protein phosphorylation
Molecular function (GO): protein kinase activity; ATP binding
Source: RefSeq, a predicted model, not a curated record